AUGAGUCCCCCGUCGUGCCGAGGAGGCGGGCUCGCCGGCAGGAGGUCCCGCCGAGGCUUCCGCGGCGCUCUGGUCCGGCGUCCCGGCGAGCAGGCGGUGAUGCUGCUGGCGGCGGGCGGCGGCGGCGGCGGGAGCCGGAGGCAGCAGGCGCCGCCGGCCCAUCCCGAGGGCGGCCCUCAGCCCGAGGCCGUGGAGCAGCAGCGCCGGAGCCUGCCCAUCUUCCAGGCGCGGCGGCAGCUGCUGGUCCAGCUCCGGAACCUGGACAGCGCCAUCCUCAUCGGUGAAACUGGCUCUGGGAAGACGACUCAGCUCCCUCAAUACCUCUAUGAAGGAGGCAUUAGCCGCCAGGGCAUCAUUGCUGUGACCCAGCCUCGUCGAGUAGCUGCCAUCUCUCUAGCUACUAGAGUCUCAGAUGAGAAAAGAACUGAGCUAGGGAAGCUGGUUGGCUAUACAGUACGUUUUGAUGAUGUCACCUCAGAAGAUACCAGGAUCAAGUUCCUGACAGAUGGCAUGCUUCUUCGUGAAGCAAUUUCAGACUCCUUGCUUCGAAAGUACAGCUGUGUCAUUUUAGAUGAAGCCCAUGAACGGACAAUUCAUACAGAUGUGCUCUUUGGUGUGGUGAAAGCUGCACAGAAAAGGCGAAAGGAACUGGGGAAACUGCCCCUCAAAAUAGUUGUGAUGUCAGCUACGAUGGAUGUAGACCUGUUCUCUCAGUAUUUCAAUGGUGCCCCUGUACUCUACCUGGAGGGUCGGCAGCAUCCAAUCCAGAUUUUUUACACAAAACAACCUCAGCAUGAUUAUCUGCACGCUGCACUUGUUUCAGUCUUCCAGAUCCACCAGGAAGCUCCUUCUUCUCAGGACAUCCUGGUGUUCCUUACUGGUCAGGAGGAGAUAGAAGCAAUGAGCAAGACCUGCCGGGACAUUGCAAAGCACCUGCCAGAUGGCUGCCCCUCAAUGCUGGUCCUGCCUCUCUAUGCUUCCCUGCCCUAUGCACAACAGCUCCGUGUCUUUCAGGUGGCCCCAAAGGGCUAUCGCAAAGUCAUCAUUUCAACUAACAUCGCUGAAACUUCCAUAACCGUUACAGGAAUAAAAUAUGUAGUUGACACUGGCAUGGUUAAAGCAAAGAAGUAUAACCCUGAUAGUGGUCUGGAGGUGUUAGCUGUGCAGCGGGUAUCCAAAACCCAAGCAUGGCAACGCACAGGACGAGCGGGUAGAGAGCAGAGUGGCAUUUGUUACAGACUCUACACAGAGGAUGAGUUUGAGAAGUUUGAGAAGAUGACUGUGCCAGAGAUCCAAAGGUGUAACCUAGCAAAUGUGCUGUUGCAGCUCCUAGCAAUGAAAGUCCCAAAUGUCCUCACCUUUGACUUCAUGUCAAAACCCUCUCCAGAUCACGUACAGGCAGCUAUUGCCCAGUUGGACCUGUUAGGUGCUCUUGAACGUAAGGAUGAGCAGCUUACCCUGACUGCAGUUGGAAGAAAGAUGGCGGCUUUUCCCUUAGAACCCAGAUUUGCCAAAACUAUUCUCCUGUCCCCCAAAUUUCACUGUACAGAGGAGAUACUGACCAUUGUGUCCCUGCUGUCUGUGGACAGUGUACUCUACAACCCUCCCUCCCGGCGGGAUGAAGUACAGAGUGUCCGGAAGAAGUUCAUAUCUAGUGAGGGGGAUCAUAUCACCUUGCUCAACAUCUACCGAACCUUCAAAAACAUAGGCGGGAAUAAGGAUUGGUGCAAAGAGAAUUUUGUCAACAGCAAGAAUAUGAUGCUAGUAGCUGAAGUCAGAGCACAGUUGAGGGACAUCUGCCUAAAGAUGUCAAUGCCAAUCAUGUCAUCCCGGGGAGACACAGAGAACAUUCGCCGCUGCCUUGCUCAUAGUCUCUUCAUGAACACUGCCGAGCUUCAGCCGGAUGGCACCUAUGCCACCACGGACACCCACCAGCCUGUGGCCAUUCACCCCUCGUCUGUCCUUUUCCACUGCAAGCCAGCCUGCGUUGUGUAUACUGAGCUGCUCUACACCAACAAAUGCUACAUGCGAGACCUCUGUGUUGUGGACACUGAGUGGCUGUACGAGGCUGCCCCUGAGUACUUCAGGAAAAAGUUGAGGACUGCCAGAAACUGAGCCACCCUACAGGCUGCCAGAACUGUGGGUGUCUGUGCACUAAGACCGCAGUUGUUCUUGUAGUACAUUUCAGCUUGACAGCUAGAGAAGUGAGACUGAAUUAUGAAUUCCUAAUACAAUUGUGUAGACUUAGAGCAUUUAUACCUUGGAAACCUAAAAUCUUGCUUUUUGGGGGUUGGAGAGAUCAGCCCAGUGGGCUGGAGUGCAUGCUAUGCAUACUCCGAAGGUCCCUGACGCCAUAUAAUGCCUCAAGCACCAUUGGGAGCUCCCCCUGAGUGUGGAAUUGCCCCUGAGCAGUGUCUUUUGUGGCCUCUCAAAAACUGAAACCAACAAAGCAUUGUUUUGGGUUCUUAUUGGGUGAUUUUGGAUGAUUUAGUUAACGUCUGAAUCUCAGUUUCACCUCUGCCUAAUGGGAUAAUAUAAUUAAAAGGUUGGGAUGACCAAGUUCAGAGAAACCUAAUGGAAAGUACCCAGAACUGUACCUGAUUCAAGAUCAAAACACAGUGAAUCAUGAACCUUUAUUCUUGAUAUUUAGCUUUUUCCAUGAUGUGAAUUGAGUAUAGCAAACUCCCCUUUGGAUUCUUAAAGAUGGGGAAAUUUUUUAAAGGGGACCCUAAGAGUUUGCAGGGCUCAGAUAGUGUCCUUUUAUCAAUUUUAAUGUCUAUCUGUAUAUUUUUAAAACUGCAAACUUGAGAAAUUGCUAUGGAAGUUUUGGGAGGAACGUGCUGUAGUUUCAUACCUCGUGGGCUAGUUGUCCCUACUAGACCUCAUUUCCAGCAUGUGUACUCUCUUGCCACUUCCAAGCAGAGGCCAAUAAAGGCACUCUCCUAAAGAUUUCUGGGCUCGGGCUCUCUAUCCUCAGUGCUUCUGUAUGUAGCACACUCCUCUACCCAUGUUUCCAGGAGACAUGGAAUCUUCUCUUUGUGAAGGUUGAUUUGUAUCUUCUGAAUCGUAUCAAGUGAAGACUCAGGAAACUUUCCUUGUGAUGUAUUGGCUUCCAGUAUACCUAGUUCCCAUUUUUCUUUCUAAAAUAAGGACUCACACCUUGGCUCAUUUUCAGCCAUUAGCCAUCAUUCCUCUUCGGCAUGACCUCUGGUUAGGGUUGCUGAGGAGAGAGGCAAAUGGUCAGUGAGAACCAAGAUAGCAUUAUCUCCUCCACCCACUGUAUCUGCUUACUAUUCUUGCAUCUUAUUUCUUUACUAUGAUCCUUUUUCCCCUUCAUUGGGAGUUGGAGGGCAACCUGGUUGUAGCUUCCUGGGCCAGUUACUUCUCUCCAGCCCUCAGACAUGACAUUUCUCAGAGGGAUGUAGAGCUUAUCUAGAGUGUUUUUCUCUUCUCACAUUUUGAGAAAACACACCCCACAAAGUAUUUUCUUGACUAUUACCAGAAUAUAUCCCUAGAGAAUGUUUCGCCCCAAAAGAAGCCAAAAUCAGGUACAUUUAUUUUGUUUGAUUGGACUAAAUGUAUAUGUGCAAUAGUUGGUUUAUUACUUACAAAAUAAAUGAUGUGAUUUUGUUGUUGCUGUCUUGGGGCCACAUGACUGUGUUCAGGACUUACUCCUGGCUCUGUACUCAGUGAUCAUCUGAUGGUUCUUGGGUGGCCAUAUGGGGUUCUGUUACUAGAUUGACCACAUACAAAGCCUAAACCCCUCUACUAUCUCUGCCCCCAAAUACAAAAGACUCUUCUAAAGGUAGAAGAUGCUAAUUUUACUGGAGGUUCAGUGAGUACUUCUUGAGGUCAUAGCUGACUGGAGUAUCCUGGAUCCAGGUCUCAUCUUUCUGAUCUGCAUAUCAAAUCUGACAUGGACUUUGCUCUUGGUCUACACCUGGUGAUGCCCAGGGUAUAUUCCUGACUCUGCACUCAGGGGUCACUCCUGGUAGGCUCGAGGGACCAUAUGUAGUACCAGGGAUCAAACCUAGGUUGGCCGUGUACAAGACAAGUGCCCUACUUGCUCUACUGUAACUCCAGUCCCUGAGUAUACAAACUCUUAACCGGUGUUCAGUGAAUGAACAUUUGUGCUUUGUUUCUGUUAAGGUAAAAGGUAA
This is a messenger RNA of Sorex fumeus (smoky shrew), 4160 nucleotides long. RefSeq names its product DEAH-box helicase 33 (gene DHX33). Gene Ontology annotation, molecular function: ATP binding; RNA binding. The transcript is spliced from 13 exons. Lineage: Eukaryota; Metazoa; Chordata; Mammalia; Eulipotyphla; Soricidae. The record is from RefSeq and is a predicted model, not a curated record. Gene Ontology annotation, biological process: positive regulation of transcription by RNA polymerase I. Gene Ontology annotation, cellular component: nucleolus; intracellular anatomical structure. The coding region runs from base 1 to 2115 and encodes 704 amino acids.